AUGAACAUCGGGGAACAAGGACUGAUCACGAAUCCACUCUAUGCAGAAAACGACCAAGGCUCCACGUCUUCAUCCAACUCUACCCGCACUGCUGGUCGGCCGGGAUAUUACGGCGCUAUUUACGCUUGUUUCUCACGUCUAUCGCGGCUCCUUCAUCCGCGCCGCCAAGGCAGUCUUGUCCGCGAGCUCCGCGGGUUGGUGCAAAUCCAGCGCGAGCAGGCCAACGACUUGUGCAGCAUUGCGCGCAACUCUGAUCAGCUGGCGGCCCUAUGCGUGUUGCAGAGGCUGCCGACAGCCCCUCUGCCACCGCGGCCAGGGUCACCGAUCUGGACAUUCGAGCGCCUCGGGAAUAUGUGGCCAGAUCUUGCCAGACAAUUUUGGGCAGGACGCCUCCCUUCUAGGGAGCAAUCUCUGGCAGAGACGAUACGCUCGUCGCUCCGCGCGAGGCGCGGCAGCUUUGCGAGCAACUCGAGCGGCGAUGCGAUCGCGCCUUCGGCACCAGCCGCGUUUGCAGCCGCUUUUGGCUCCCCGGGGAACAACGUGCGCGGGUCGCACGUCUCCGCUCCAGCAGUACUGUAUCAAACUCAUGCGGAGCCUGGUUUGGCUGCGUCUCACAGCCUAGAAGAUGGAGAUAACGACUCGUCGGACGUCUUCUUUACGCCCAAGCAAUCCUUCUCAGAGGACCGAGACGACGCCUCUGGAGAUGAACUUACGGAAGGCCCCUUCCCAACGCCUAAUGCUGAUGGCGCUGUCGCAGCCCCAUCUGCCGACAAUGCUACACACAUUCGCAUCUAUGAAGAGCGCGUUGUCGACGAGGCCUUUCCUGGCGUCAGACUGCGUAUCCGUGUCGGUCCUCGUCACACAAUUGGGAACAACUCUACGCCGUUCUACGACGCACUUCCACGUUUACUCUCCUAUUGCCAGCGAAGUCGCCAUGACCUAACGCAGCUUCAUAUAACCAUCGAGCAGGAUCGGGUCAUCAGCCAGCGCGACGGGCUUGGUGUUGACCCUCUGUUCACAAUCCUAUCGAGCAUCAGAGACUACCUCCCGUAUAUUAUGGCGCUGCAGGUGAAAUACGCGUGUGACCGCCGGCACGAAGAGAGGCCUAGCAGGCUUGCAGCGCAGAGACUUGCCAGGGCGUUCACCAAACUGGAUCGACUCAGGAUAGAAGGCAAUACGUCAUGCUUGUGUCUCGUACUAUUCCCGCUCAGUCGACUUCGGCAAUUGGAGAUCGCAACAGAUAUAUCGGACGGCGAUCUGGAGGCGGUUCUACGCUCUUGCAAGGUUCUCAAUUUUCUCAGUGUACGUUCGGGAGGCUCGGCCUCCGAUGAACUUCAGGACGGACGUGGACAGUCCGCCGGUAGUGCCCAUGCCGUGGGCUUUCCAUCUGUCAUGCACUUUGAGGGUGACCAUUUUGGUCUGGAACUUCUGCGUUCCAUUCCCACCCAAGUUGAUCUUCGCCUAUCUGUCACGAAGGGCUGCCCGAAAAUCUCGGACAUCGAGCAGAUCGUCGAGUCUCGCAACGAGCUCGUACGAAACAGACCUCAUGGUAUAUCUCAUCGUUGGCUAUUCCGUGUACUGCAGCAGGAUAGCUUGUAGGCGCGUGAAAUGAUGUAUCAAACAAGAAGAGAGAAGAGGAUGGGGACGCUGGAUGCCAGCGACGGCCCUGAGGUUCCUGAUUGUGAUUGCGUAUUCUAGUAUUGUAUUUAGCUUGUACUGAACUCGUGAUACGCAUUCUCCGCAUCGUCGUAGUCUUCUGUAAAACACCGCACACCGCUUGGAACGAAUGGUGUUAUGUCUACCGGGCCUUCAGAACCUAUGCCUGGAUCAUAACGCAGUAUUUGUAGAUAUUGCAUAGCAGGACUUCGGAGGAAGAACUCGGGAAGGUCCAUGGGCGGCUCAAAGACGGUCAGC
Messenger RNA from Schizophyllum commune H4-8, 1914 nucleotides. RefSeq lists its product as uncharacterized. Bases 1 to 1599 code for a protein of 532 amino acids. The transcript has 2 exons. Lineage: Eukaryota; Fungi; Basidiomycota; Agaricomycetes; Agaricales; Schizophyllaceae. The record is from RefSeq and is a predicted model, not a curated record.